GUUUCUGGUUCUUCAACUGCGAUCGUGACAAUUUUGUUCAAAAUAGGGUUCUGCACUUCUGCUUCUCUCUCUCUUCUGUCAGCCUUAUCUCCGGCCGGUCCUUGAAGAUUGGGUCUAAUAUGGAACCCGAGAAUAGCAGUAAGGAAGCUGAAAUGCAUGCAGAAAUUUCUAUCAAGUUUCAAUCAUCUGAAGAGCCCAAUAUCCCGGCUGACAAUUAUCCUGGAAUAUCUUGUAAACAGCUAUCAUUUGAAAAGAAUAAUGAAGAGGCUGGUGUAUCAUCUGAAAAGAAGGACAUGGCAACUGACUUAGCAUCUGUGAAGAAUAACGUGGAAGGUGGGGAAUUAUCUGGAAAGAAGAACAUGGAAGAUGAGAUAUUAUCUGGAAAGAAGAAUGUGGAAGAUGAGGUAUUAUCUGGAAAGAACAACUUGGAAGAUGAGGUACUAUCUGGAAAGAACAACAUGGAAGAUGAGGUAUUACCUGGAAAGAACAACAUGGAAGAUGAGGAUCAAGUACAAGCCUCCUCUAAACCAGAGCCACCCAAAAAGACUGCCAAAAAGUUGAGGGCCAGACGUAAAAUUGUGAAGAAGAGAGAUGAAGCUAGAGGUAAUGCUGGAAUUUUUAGUAAAUUGAAAUCAUCUGAGGAGCCCAGUGGUGAGGCUGUGAAUCCUCGAAAAGCCUCCACAAAACAGCCAUCGUUUGGAAAGAACAAUAUGGACACUGAGGUAUUACCUGGAAAGAACAUCAUGGUGGCUGAGAAUCAAGGACAAGCGACCUCCAAACUGGAGACAUCCACGAAGAGAAUCACAAAAAAGUUGAGGGCCAGACGUAAAAUUGUGAAGAAAUGUGAGGAAGCUGGAGGUAGUGCUGAAACUUUUAGUAAAUUGCAAUCAUUUGAGGAGCCCGAUGGCAAGGCUGUGAAUCCUCCAAAGGCGUCCACUAAACAGCUAUCAUUUGGAAGGAACAAUAUGGAAACUGAGGUAUUAACUGGAAAGAAGAGCAUGGAAGCUGAGAAUCAAGGAGAAGCCUCCUCCAAACCAGAGUCAUCCACAAAGAAAACCUCAAAAAUGUUGAAGGCCAGGCCUAAAAUUCUGAAGAAAUCCUUGGCUAAUGAAUCCUCGAAGGCAAAUAUGGCCAAUGGUACUUCCAAAGUUAAGAAGAGAAACAGGAGGAAGAAUAAGAAGCUGAAUGCAAGCGAAGAAACCACAGAGAAAAAUGUAACCGAUAAGGUGAGCAAUGAAGGGAACCUAGAGAUCAAAGACAAAGAAAGGCUCAGAUGGUCAGAUAAGAAUCAGCAGAAUCAAAGAAGUGAUGGAAACCAUGGUGGAUCUGACAAGAGUUCAGGGCAAAAGAAUAAAGAAAAGUGCGAUGGCAUCGAAAAGAGCCAACAAAAUGAGACGAAGGGAGACAAGAUUGGUGGUUUGAUCUUUAUGUGCAGUGCAAAGACUAAGCCAGAUUGUUUCCAUUAUCGUGUCAUGGGUUUAUCAAUGAAUAAAAAGGAUCUUGUACUGGGUAUCAACCCAGGACUUAAGCUUUUCCUCUAUGAUUUUGAUCUCAAGCUUUUGUAUGGAAUUUACAAGGCAUCGUCCCCUGGUGGUUUGAAUAUUGAGCGUCGAGCCUUCGGUGGGGCCUUCCCUGUUCAGGUGCGGUUUGAUAUCCACAAAGAUUGUUUUCCACUUCCGGAGAGUGUUUUCAGGAAGGCAAUUAAGGAAAAUUAUAACGAAAAGCGGAAGUUCAAAACGGAACUCACUGUUAAACAAGUGAGGAAGCUUUCGGAACUUUUCAGAACAUUACCUAGAGGUCCUGGACACUCCCCAGCAAUGCCAGUUGUUCGAGAUGGGGAAUCUUAUGCCAGAGUAAAGGAGUCGAGGCCCCAUUCAAGCAGGGAAAGGGUUGGUAGAGAUCGUUAUGUCGGUGAUAAUGAUAAGAGUUAUCCUAUCUUGCCUCGUGAAAGGCGUGAACACAUUCCUUACCAAGAAAUCAUGCCUCAAAAGAGGGAGGAGAUUUCUCGUGAUAUGUACCUGAGUGAAAAGGAAUAUCGAGCUUAUGGGCUUCAGGGAGAGAGAAGAAACUUAACCCCUCUACGUCAUGUUGCUCCUUCUCCACAUCAUGCUGCUCCGAUUUUAGACCCAUACCAGAGAGAUCAUGCAAGGGAGAAUCUUAUUAGACAACCAGAUCUUACAUAUCGAGACACUAUCAAUAUGCACAGAGAAUCAAGUCGUACUGAUCCUCUCUACUUGACUGAAAGAGAGUAUCAGGCUUACAAACUUGGUGCUCUGGACUUGCCAUCUGCAGUUCCCCCUGUACAUCCCGCUGCAUCUGUCACUGCUACUGGUACUGUUUUGGAUCACUAUAAUAGGGAUCCAUACUAUCCUUACCAUUAUGGUGUUUCUUCUGUGGACUCGUAUCGUCUUCCUGUGCAUAGAGACGAAGUUUCUUCAGCUACCUACUCUACUGGUGGAAGGAUAGAAACGUACCCAGGUGAGAGGGAUCUCUUACAAAGGAGAGAACCUGAGCAAGUUAGUAGGUUGUACUCAACUUAUGCCUCAGAUGCUCUUUCCAAUUACAACCGGAUAUCCCAUUACCAAGGUGCCCCACCUGAAAUUGCCCCUGCCCCAGUUUCAUCGCGAUAUUCCUUUGCCGGCUCCUCUCUGUCGUACCGCUAAUCUGCCUUCUAAUCUAUUACCAGUUGUUAAUUUAUCCUUUUUAUUGCAUUUAACUUUUACAAUUCCUGGUUAUGGAUUGGUGUUCAUCGUUGACCAUUGGAAAACGAUCAAUUUUCAUUGUUCUGUCACUCAUCACUUAUCUGUAGAUCCAAUAAAUAAUUGUUAUAUGUGGAAUUUUUUUCCCUAGAUGAUU
Molecule: messenger RNA, 2856 nt
Organism: Tripterygium wilfordii
Lineage: Eukaryota; Viridiplantae; Streptophyta; Magnoliopsida; Celastrales; Celastraceae
Exons: 4
Coding region: 120-2663 (847 amino acids)
Source: RefSeq, a predicted model, not a curated record